AUGGCCACCCCGCAGGACCAGUCAGCCACGAAGGCGACCUCUAGCACACCGAUCGCGAAGAUGAGGUACUCUGAUCAUGUUCAGUCUCAAAUCAUCGCCGUUCACGUCACCAAUGAUUCGACCACGAAGACUUUCCACCUUCCAUCUACCAUGCUACACCAGUCAUCGGCUUACUUCCGUGGCUGCCUAUCAAAUUCGUUCGCUGAAGCUCUGAGCCACGAAGUCACACUCCCCGAGACCGACGCUUCGACCUUCGCUCUAUUUGUCGACUGGCUCGCCCAACCUACACCCACAAUGUCCUCCUUGACAUCGUCUCAGUGCAUCGACCUUUGGCUGCUGGCCGACCGUCUGCUCUGCGACCGACUCGGACAUGACUGCCUCGGUCGGUUGCGGAGUCUCCAUACCAUCACGCCUGGAACCACAUUUGGGCCGGACUUUCGAGUUCCCGAGGAGGCCAAGGCUGAAUUACUGUUGCACAUCACGCAGAGUGGACAGACAGCUAGCUCUUCUCUACGAAGGUGGUACAUCGAGCUGGUGGCUAAGGCGAUGCAAGUUCCUACGAAGGGGCAGCUUUUGAUGAAAGCCCAGGCUUGGUCGCAGUUGGAGAAGGAUGUGCUUAAUGAGGUGUUGUUGGCGAUCGUGCGGCAACAUGGUGCAACUGGACAGCGCACGAGGCCUGAAGAAGAUGGACGCCACGCAGCUCCCAGCCAGAACCCUCAUGAUGACAAAGUCAAGCUGCUCGUGAGGACCCUUCGUGUUUCUGCUGACCGAGCGACCGCGCUCCUCAGAAACAAUGACAACGACAUAGACCGCGCGAUAUACGCUCACCAUGGUAUACCGGCCCCUCGGACGCGUUGA
Messenger RNA from Cyphellophora attinorum, 858 nucleotides. RefSeq lists its product as uncharacterized. The record is from RefSeq and is a predicted model, not a curated record. The transcript is spliced from 2 exons. Bases 1 to 858 code for a protein of 285 amino acids. NCBI's taxonomy places the organism in Eukaryota, Fungi, Ascomycota, Eurotiomycetes, Chaetothyriales, Cyphellophoraceae.